ACUCAAAACACCUGCAAAGGUUUCCUGAGCCUUCAAAAUGGUCUCUCAGUUUGGUUCACUAGGCUACACAAUCAUGGGGAAGACUGCUGAUCUGACAGUUGUCCAGAAGACAAUCAUUGACACCCUUCACAAGGAGGGUAAGCCACAAACAUUCAUUGCCAAAGAAGCUGGCUGUUCACAGAGUGCUGUAUCCAAGCAUGUUAACAGAAAGUUGAGUGGAAGGAAAAAGUGUGGAAGAAAAAGAUGCACAACCAACCGAGAGAACCGCAGCCUUAUGAGGAUUGUCAAACAAAAUCGAUUCAAGAAUUUGGGUGAACUUCACAAGGAAUGGACUGAGGCUGGGGUCAAGGCAUCAAGAGCCACCACACACAGACAUGUCAAGGAAUUUGGCUACAGUUGUCGUAUUCCUCUUGUUAAGCCACUCCUGAACCACAGACAACGUCAGAGGCGUCUUACCUGGGCUAAGGAGAAGAACUGGACUGUUGCCCAGUGGUCCAAAGUCCUCUUUUCAGAUGAGAGCAAGUUUUGUAUUUCAUUUGGAAACCAAGGUCCUAGAGUCUGGAGGAAGGGUGGAGAAGCUCAUAGCCCAAUCUGUGAUGAUUUGGGGUGCAAUGUCAUCUGCUGGUGUUGGUCCAUUGUGUUUUUUGAAAACCAAAGUCACUGCACCCGUUUACCAAGAAAUUUUGGAGCACUUCAUGCUUCCUUCUGCUGACCAGCUUUUUAAAGAUGCUGAUUUAAUUUUCCAGCAGGAUUUGGCAC
Myxocyprinus asiaticus (Chinese sucker) is the source of this 759-nucleotide messenger RNA. RefSeq lists its product as uncharacterized. NCBI's taxonomy places the organism in Eukaryota, Metazoa, Chordata, Actinopteri, Cypriniformes, Catostomidae. The coding region runs from base 38 to 712 and encodes 224 amino acids. The transcript has 2 exons. The record is from RefSeq and is a predicted model, not a curated record. Gene Ontology annotation, biological process: DNA integration; DNA transposition. Gene Ontology annotation, molecular function: DNA binding.